UCCUUUACCCACCCUCUACCGUCUAUACUUAAGUAUCCACACUCCCCGUACAUUUCAACUCGUCGUCUUUUUAAAUUCUUUAAAUCAUUAAACGCCUUUCGAACAUCGAGAAUACACGAGUAAUAUCUCUCUCUUCCUACCGAACACAAAGAAUUCAGCUACAAAGCAUCUAAUAUCUACACUGCGAUCAUUUUAUCGACGAGAAACCUAUUAGUCUUAAUAUCGUCAACCUUGAGCAGAGCCUCGUUAGUUAUAUAUAUUAUAGAAGUAUAUAUAUACACACAAAUAUACCGUCACACCGUAAUAUACACACAAAUACAAAUAUAAACACAAUGGCAACCGCCAUAUACACAACCCAGCCUGGUGCUCAGUACGGAUACCCACAACCGCCUCCCUCACCCCCAAUGGACGAAAACUCGAAAUGUUCUUUGCCCUCCAUCUCCAACUUGUUAGUAAUGGCAGACGCUGGAUCGCCGACCACAGAACAAUCGCCUCAGUCUCAGCAAGCACCAUCGGUGAAGGCAGAGACGCGACCAAACUCGUCUCACUGUGCGGGUAACGGAUACUCUCGAGCCACUUUGCCUCCUACGCCUCCUAUGAGCUCAGAUGCUUCUUUCGAAGGCUACAACUCGCCUUCUACGAGAUCAGUCUCGGUUGUGUCAGGACCCAAUUACUAUUACGAGACUACUCCACCCUUGGAAGACGUUCACCGCCAGCAAAUGGCGGCGGCUGCACCUCGCAUGGCCGUCCAAGCUUCAGCAUACUCGCAACCCACUUUUGCAGCACCGUACCUGGGCCAAACGCCAAUGCCACCUUACUACCCUGCUACCCUACCUGGGACUCAGUCGGCGCAGCCGCAGAUCUCUGGGCUAUACUACCAACGACCGUUACCACAGGCGUUCCCUCCCCUGCCAGUAACAGUUUCUCUGGCGGCCGCUCCGGGCACUAACCCAUGGCAGCAUCACCACUACAUAUCUCCCUCUUCCGCAGCCUCCUUCCCGCAGUCACAAGACCGUUACAUAUGCCAGACGUGCAACAAGGCGUUCUCGAGACCAAGCUCUCUACGAAUCCACAGCCACUCGCACACGGGGGAGAAGCCAUUCAAGUGCCCCCACGCGGGCUGUGGCAAGGCAUUCAGUGUACGGAGCAACAUGAAGAGACACGAGCGCGGGUGCCACGAUGGUGGUAACGCACCAUCGCAUCACCAUUAGAAAGAGUGAAAAGAAAGAAGAAAAGAAAAGAAAAACCAUCACCACCACUACCAUCCCAACCAAUCCUAGGAUUCCGAUAAUGCUUUAAAGACGGUCGACCCCGUCGUUUUAUUUUUUAUUGUUUAUUUCCUAAUACGACCUGAGGUCCACCACC
Molecule: messenger RNA, 1365 nt
Organism: Hypoxylon fragiforme
Lineage: Eukaryota; Fungi; Ascomycota; Sordariomycetes; Xylariales; Hypoxylaceae
Exons: 3
Coding region: 333-1211 (292 amino acids)
Biological process (GO): regulation of transcription by RNA polymerase II
Cellular component (GO): transcription regulator complex; PcG protein complex
Molecular function (GO): DNA-binding transcription factor activity, RNA polymerase II-specific; RNA polymerase II cis-regulatory region sequence-specific DNA binding
Source: RefSeq, a predicted model, not a curated record